UGUCUACUCAUAUUUUACAAAACAAAGUAAUCCUGUCAGUCAACAAAUUUUUGAAAUAAAUAAUUUUUCCUUGUCUAAAUUAUUUAUGUUUUCAAAUAAUAUGGGAAGAAUCGAGAUAUCUUCUUGCAUGACAAGCACAGACAAUCUACGCUGGUUAAACAUUAUGAUUUUUCCAUAAAAUAUUUAAAGAUCUUCAAAAUGCAUCCUAUAUUAAUAAUAUUUCGUUUUAACAAUGGAGAGGAUCCAAACGGAAGGAGAGGUUCAGAGAUCGGGGAUAUUCAAUUAAAGGUAACCUCUGAAACCUUAUCUCCAAAAAUGGUUGUGGAUUUUGUCGCUGGACUUCUCGGAGGUGCUGCUGGGGUUCUUGUUGGUCACCCCUUCGAUACAGUGAAAGUGCAUUUGCAAACCGAUAAUCCUCAUAACCCGAAAUACAAAGGCACAUUACACUGUUUUCGAACGAUAAUGCAAAAAGAAAGCUUCAGAGGAUUAUACCGAGGAAUUAGCAGUCCCAUGGGUGGAAUAGGACUUGUAAACGCUAUCGUUUUCGGGGUGUAUGGAAAUGUUCAACGAUUUUCCAACGAUCCCAAUUCGCUGAAAUCCCACUUUUUCGCGGGUUCCAUAGCUGGCGUGGCGCAAAGUUUUGUUUGUGCACCGAUGGAGUUGGCAAAAACCAGACUUCAAUUAUCAUCGCAGAUCGACAGCGGGAUCAAAUUUACUGGACCCAUCCACUGCCUUAAGUACAUACUAAAAACCGAAGGUAUUCGAGGCGCCUUCAAGGGACUGCUAGCUACCAUUCUAAGAGAUAUUCCAGGAUUUUCCGCCUACUUUGUGUCCUUUGAGUUCAUGAUGCGCCAAGUGGAAACUCCCAACGUCCUAUACACUCUAACGGCAGGAGGAUUAGCGGGGAUGUCCUCUUGGUUGGCCUGCUACCCCAUCGACGUGGUGAAGACCCACAUGCAAGCAGAUGGGCUUGGAAAGAACGCCAAAUACAAUGGAUUUGUCGACUGUGCUAUAAAGGGCUUUAAAAACGAGGGCCCGCAAUAUUUUUUCCGCGGGUUAAACUCGACUUUGAUAAGAGCAUUUCCGAUGAAUGCCGCUUGCUUUUUUGUGGUGUCUUGGAUCCUGGACUUCUGCAAUGCCAAGACUGGCAUGGAUUCCGUUGUGCACUCCGAUCAGCCACUUACUCUAGUGAACUUGGACAAUAAGACGCAGGCGGACCUGGAGACAACCGCUGCAACAGUUGAAGAAGUUGUGCGGAAAAUAAUCACGGACAAUGCCAUAUCACAUCAGUAUGCUUCCACACCUCAGGACGUCGUUCACAACCAUUACACAAGUAGCACAAUUAACAUCCCAAAAGAAUCCAAAACGCGUUUAUCCUCCGAUUGUAAUCUAAAAUAAAAUUCAAAGUUGUUAGUAUA
This is a messenger RNA of Drosophila rhopaloa, 1418 nucleotides long. RefSeq names its product mitochondrial basic amino acids transporter. The transcript is spliced from 5 exons. NCBI's taxonomy places the organism in Eukaryota, Metazoa, Arthropoda, Insecta, Diptera, Drosophilidae. The record is from RefSeq and is a predicted model, not a curated record. The coding region runs from base 199 to 1398 and encodes 399 amino acids. Gene Ontology annotation, biological process: mitochondrial L-ornithine transmembrane transport. Gene Ontology annotation, cellular component: mitochondrion. Gene Ontology annotation, molecular function: high-affinity L-arginine transmembrane transporter activity.